GAAAAUUCAGAAAGCAAAAUUUGCUUCCACCACUGCUAAGACAAAAGCAUAUAUUACCGUCUCAUCGAUCACUCUCUCAGCUAAAUUUUUCUAAUGGGUGCACUUUUCUUUCUGACCAUUCUCUAUGUGUCCAUCAUCCUCAAUUUCUCCUUAGCACAGGAUGAAAACCAGUUCAUUUUCAAUGGCUUCCAUGGAUCCAAUCUGCUGCAACUUGAUGGAGUUGCAAAAAUCCAUUCCAAUGGUUUAUUGCAGCUCACCAACACAUCAAAGCAACAGAUGGGUCAUGCUUUCUACAAAAUUCCCAUAAGUUUCAACUCAAGUAACUCCUCUGCUUCGAUUACUUUCCCAUCAUUUUCAAUAAAUUUUGUGUUUGCCAUAGUUCCAGAGCUUCCAAAUCUCAGCGGGGGUGGCAUGGCCUUUACCAUCUCACCUUCUAUGGGUUUCAACCAGGCUGUUGCAAGUCAGUAUUUGGGUUUAUUCAAUAUCUCAAACAAUGGGAUCAAUGCAAACCAUGUGUUAGCAAUCGAGCUCGACACGAUUCAGAAUCCUGAAUUCAAAGAUAUUGAUGACAACCAUGUGGGAAUUGAUGUGAAUGGCUUGAGUUCAUUAGAGUCAGCUCCUGCAACUUACUUUUCCAGUGAAGAAGGAAAGAAUAUUAGAUUGAAGCUCAUCAAUGGAGUUCCCAUGCAGCUUUGGAUCGAUUAUGAUGCACCACAUAAAAAGCUCAAUGUAACUUUAGCACCAGCAACAAGCAAGAAACCAAAGCAGCCUCUCUUGUCAACGGCCAUAGAUCUUUCCCAAGUUCUUUUGGAGAAUAUGUAUGUUGGUUUCUCUGCAUCCACCGGCCCAACCGCAAGUGAGCAUUAUGUGCUCGGUUGGAGUUUCAACAGAAGUGGACAAGCACAAGAUCUUGAAAUUUCAAAGCUUCCAAAACUUCCUCGACAGAGGAAAAGAAGCGAGCUGCAAAGCAAGAUGAUUGUAAUAUUACCUCUAGCUGCCACUGUUGUCGUUGUUCUGAUCAUGGUGAUUGCAGCUUUUUGCUUUAUAAGGAGGAAGAAAUACAAAGAAGUACGGGAAGAUUGGGAAAAAGAAUAUGGUCCUAUCAGAUUCUCCUAUAAGAAUCUAUAUAAAGCGACAAACGGUUUCAAAGAAGUGGAGCUUCUUGGAGCAGGAGGUUUUGGAAAGGUUUAUAGAGGAAAGCUUCCUAAUUCUCAUGUGGAGAUAGCUGUGAAGAGAGUUUCCCAUGAUUCAAAACAAGGUAUGAGACAAUUUGUGGCUGAGAUAUCAAGUAUGGGAAGGGUUAGGCACAGAAAUUUGGUGCAGCUCCUCGGUUAUUGCAGACGAAGAGGAGAACUACUCUUGGUGUAUGAUUAUAUGCCAAAUGGAAGCCUUGACAAAUUCUUAUUCAGCAAUGAAAAGCCAAAUCUUAAUUGGUCUCAAAGAUUUAGAAUUCUCAGAGGUGUAGCAUCUGCUCUUCUUUACCUCCAUGAAGAAUGGGAACAAGUCAUUUUGCAUAGAGAUAUAAAAGCUAGCAAUGUUCUAUUAGAUGCUGAUUUAAACGGAAGGCUUGGAGAUUUCGGGCUUGCUAGAUUAUAUGACCAUGGUACCAAUCCUCAAACCACCCAUGUGGUUGGAACUUUGGGUUAUCUAGCUCCAGAGCUUACUAAAACUGGAAAGGCAACCACUAGCACUGAUGUGUUUGCUUUUGGGGCUUUUCUGCUUGAGGUGGCUUGUGGAAGGAGGCCUAUAGAUCUGAAAGGACAGCCUGAAGAGUUAAUUCUGGUGGAUUGGGUAAUGGAAUUGUGGAGAAGAGGAGCAAUCCUUGAUGCCAGUGAUCCUAAAUUGGAAGGUGAUUUUUUGGCAGAGGAGAUGGAAUUGGUUUUGAAACUCGGCCUGCUUUGUUCGCACUCUAUGCCAGAAAUGAGGCCUAACAUGAGGCAAGUGGUGCAGUAUUUGGAUGGCUAUGAUAGUUUCCCAGAAAUGCAAGCUGAUUUGGUCAUGUCAUCUUCCUCUUCACUUGGAAAGUUUUCUGUUGAUUCAUUGUCAACCAAUGAAUCAAUCCUUCCCAGUGGGCGCUGAAUUGCAAGUUUUAUUGCCCUGAAUACAAACACAAAGAUCCUGAUCUAUGAUGCAAGGGUGACUUGACCGGUGAAGGAAAAGGAGCUAAUCCAUUGCUUCUCAAGAAUGAAAUAUAUGUAUGUGCUUGUGUAUUUUUAGGUAUUCUUGUAUCAAAAGUGCUACAGAUAUCAAAGUAUUUACCAAAUGAUAUAUUUUAAUAUUUUAUUGGUUGAUA
Ziziphus jujuba (common jujube) is the source of this 2293-nucleotide messenger RNA. Its product is annotated as L-type lectin-domain containing receptor kinase IV.2-like. The coding region runs from base 94 to 2079 and encodes 661 amino acids. Lineage: Eukaryota; Viridiplantae; Streptophyta; Magnoliopsida; Rosales; Rhamnaceae. Gene Ontology annotation, biological process: protein phosphorylation. Gene Ontology annotation, cellular component: plasma membrane. The record is from RefSeq and is a predicted model, not a curated record. The transcript has a single exon. Gene Ontology annotation, molecular function: protein kinase activity; ATP binding; carbohydrate binding.